GUCUGCUGAUUGGCAGGUGGUUCCACCUCCAGCCUGAAUGCUAAAGCUUUUGGGGCAUCACAUUAUCAUUAGACAGAAAGCACCUACGCAGAGAAUAAAAGGGCUUCAUGGACGAGUCGUGUUACAGCGCUUUGAGCGGCAGCGGGCUACAAUAGAAAUGCGCUACAUUAUAGCCGCUCCAUUCACCAUAUUCACCUUUCUGUGAGCUGGCCCAGUUGGCUUACAGAGGGUCACUUUAAAUGGUCUCUGUGCUGGGACAGCUGAACGCCAAUGAAACACGUAUUGGUUCAAAUAAUUGGGACAGUUUGGAUGUUCGUCUGUCCCACUGUCUGUGAACGUCGCACAGACUGACCGGCUGACUGAAGCGUGUCUGCAUCAGUAACCGGACUAGGCCGACAUGAACACGGAGGAGACCAACGUAGAGAUGAAGGAUGCUGAGCACAAGGACGAGGCGGGUCCCGCUCAGGUGGAUGCUGAUGCCACGGAGGCCGAUGUGAGCGAGGCAGAUCUGGACCAGGAGGAGCAGGAGAAGCAGCCGAUGACGGGAGGAGACCAGGCCGCCGACACACCCUCUGCCAGCGGGCAGGAGGCACCGACGACGGCGGAGAAGAAUGGCUUAGUAAAGCUGAAGAUCCCCGACGAGGAGGAGGAGGUGAAAUUCACUGGGCUGAACAAGGAGGAGCUGAUGAGGGUGGCGGGCACCCCGGGCUGGGUGAGGACCCGCUGGGCGCUGCUGGUGGUGUUCUGGCUCGGCUGGUUGGGGAUGCUGGUGGGGGCCGUCCUCAUCAUCCUGCAGGCCCCUCGCUGCAAAGAUCUGCCCAACACCAACUGGUGGAACGAUGGGCCUCUGUACCAGAUUGGAAACAUCCAGGCUUUCACCGACACCCACAACCUGAAAGGCCUGGAACAAAAGGUCAACAGUUUGGCUCAGCUGAAAGUCAAAGGGCUGGUGGUCGGGCCGAUCCACGUGGCGCCUCCGGAUGAAGCUGUGAACCUGAGCUUUGAGGAGAUUUCCCCCGAGGCUGGAAACCUGGACCAGUUUAAGGGUUUCGUCCAGGCUGCUCAUAAAAAGGGUGUUUUUGUGGUUCUGGAUUUGACUCCAAACUACCUGGGCUCGUCCGGGCCCUGGUUCUCCAACAGCAGCGUGACGAUUGUAGCAGAGAGACUGAAGUCUGCUCUGGUGUUCUGGCUGGACGAAGGCGUGGAUGGCAUCCAGCUGUCAGGGGUGGAGCGCGUGGCCACAGUGGUGCCGUCUCUUUGGAACGACAUCCGAGCCAUCGUGCAGAACAGGACGGACAAGCAUCCCAGCAGCAGAGUCUUGAUUGGCGUCACAGACCGCUCCUCUGCUGAAGAUGUGUCCACCCUCCUCUCUUCCACGGGUGUUGACCUCCUGAUCUCCCGGGUCCUUCAUUCACGUGACACGGAUGUCACGGAGCUCGCUCGCUCUAUCCAGCACUUGUAUUCGUCCCAGAGUCAGAUGAAUCUCGCCUGGAAUCUGGGGGGGCGGCUCGAGGGUCACAUGGCUUCACUGGUGGGCCCAGCUCUAGUUAAACUGCAUCAGUUGCUGCUGCUGACAUUGCCUGGGACGCCCAUCUUCAGCUACGGAGAUGAGAUAGGUCUGAUGGACGAGGGCACCAAGUUUCCCAAGAUGCUUUGGGACUCCAAUGAGGAGCUGAAUGGGACUCUGCAG
Haplochromis burtoni (Burton's mouthbrooder) is the source of this 1690-nucleotide messenger RNA. RefSeq names its product solute carrier family 3 member 2b (gene slc3a2b). Gene Ontology annotation, biological process: amino acid transport; carbohydrate metabolic process. The record is from RefSeq and is a predicted model, not a curated record. NCBI's taxonomy places the organism in Eukaryota, Metazoa, Chordata, Actinopteri, Cichliformes, Cichlidae.